Molecule: messenger RNA, 11595 nt
Organism: Pelagomonas calceolata
Lineage: Eukaryota; Pelagophyceae; Pelagomonadales; Pelagomonadaceae
Source: the annotation of a GenBank genome assembly
GACUACGGCUAUUGCACGUCCUGCGAACUUAAGUUCGCUGGCGACGACGGCCUGAUCGAGUAUUGCCGGACCGAGGCCGGUGCCGGUUUCGAUUGGGCCGGGACGCACUACGAUAAUACCUGUACACCGGGCGACGACUGCACCCCGGGCUAUUUGGCGAUGGAGUGCCGAGACGACGGGCACCUGUGGUCCGGGCAUUGUGGCGCGGUUCCCUGCGGCGAGGACUGCCAAAUGACAAACGACCUAACGAUGGAGACGGGCUACCAAUACACCUGCGAGCCGGGCACGAAUACCUAUUACUACGACGAAGACAUUGACGGCAACAUCGAGCUCGAGGCGCAGUUCGAGGCGUGCGGGUACGACGACUGCUCGGAGGACGACGACGACGACGACGACGACGACGACGACUGCGCAGAGGGCUGGCGCGUGUUUGAUUGCCUCGACGACGGGACGGUGAUGCACGGCGAGGGCUGCACCUCGUGCGAAGGCUGCGACCUGUGGGAUUUCACGGCGGCAUCGGAAGGCCGCGUGACCUGCAAGCGAGACGGCCACGGCUCGUACUCGUACAGCUACUCGCACAGCUACUCGUACUCGUAUCGCACGGCGACCUAUUUCUACGACGAGGACCUCGACGGCCGCGUCGACGAGGAACGCGUCUUCGAGUCCUGCUCGUACCAAAGCUGCGAGGGCGGCUCGGGGGAUUUUGCCAGAUACGAGGUCAGCGGCGGACCAAUGACGUUUAGUUCCUGCGAGGAUCACUGCGCGAGUCUGGGCGGCACGGUGGCCUGCGUGACGUCGGACGCCGACGAGACCGCGCUCGACGCGCUUCGGGCCGGAGCCAUGUGCGACGAAGUCUGGGUCGGAUUCAACGACGCCGACGGCGACGGGGCGUGGGUUUGGCCGGCCGGCUGUUCGUCGGCGCGCGAGUACGGCGAGUGCGACGGCGGGCCGUGUGAGGACCACGCCGGCCACUGCGUCACCCUCAACAGGAAUGUGAAUAUGUGCUCCGAGAGUUCCCAGUGUUGCGCCUGCUCGAUAUCUGGCUCCUGCACGGAACUGAGUGGUGUCCAGCGCGACCUCUGCGAGUGGCACGACGUCGCCGGCAUGGGCAGCGACGCGGCGGGGCUCAACGCCUGCCGCGCGUGGUGCGACGCCGAGGCGAGUUGCUUCGCCAUCCAGUGGGUUCCCGGCGAAGGCUGGUGCAACCCGUGCACCGGCUGGGCCAACGACCAGGGCGUCGACUCGCUGGGCGCCUGGGCGGCGACGUCGGGCGACGCCGAGGUGCAGAGCAAGGAGUGCUGGCAGAGCGGGCAUGACCACGACGAUGGCGACGAGGACGACUGCACGCCGGGCUGGCACUCCAUGAAUUGUCUGGACGGGACGGUGAUGUACGGCGAGGGCUGCACCUCUUGCGGCGACUGCGCGAUGUACGACCUCACGGCGGCCACCUUGGGCUUAAUCACGUGCAAACGAGACGCUUCGUACUCGUACUCGUACAGCUACGGUCGCGACCACGCAGCGACCUAUUUCGAGGGCGGCGUCGAGUUUCCGGUUCCAGGGGAGUGCUGGUACGACGACUGCAGCGCCUCCACGGAUUACGAAGGUCCGUGCACCGAGAACUGCGUCGCGUGCGACGGCCCGGGAUACGAAGACUGUCUGGAGUGCGAACCGGGUUACGCACACUACGACGAGGACGGCGACGGCGGGGGUUCGUGCUGCACGCCGGGCUACGAGGUCAUUGAGUGCCGCGACGAUGGCACGCCGAUGCGCGGGGUUGGCUGCGCCUCGUGCGACGCGACGGCCUGCGCGCUGCACGACGCGACGUUCGACUUCGGUGGCCGCGUGACCUGCGAGCCCGGCACGUCGCCGAUCGUCUAUUAUCACGACUACGACGACGACGGCAUCGUCGACGAAGAGGGGACGCGCGAGCCGUGCUCCUACGACGACUGCGGCGGCGGGGCUGCGGACGAAGACGAGGACCACUGCACCCCGGGCUGGCAUUCCGUGAAGUGCCUCGACGACGGGACGGUGAUGCGCGGCGAGGGCUGCACCUCGUGCGGCGACUGCGCGAUGUACGACUACACGGCGGCCACUGGCGGCCGAGCCACCUGCAAGCUACACGGCCCGGAUGGUUCGUACUCGUACUCGUACUCGCACAGCUACUCGUACAGCUACGGCCAGGGCGUCACGGCGACCUACUACUACGACGGCGUCGAGCAGGCGAUGGAGGAGUGCUGGUACGACGACUGCUCGGAGGACGAGGACGAGGACUGGAUGUGGGAGAAUGACUGUCGCCCGGACUACUGCACGUCAUUGGGCGGUGACUGCUGCGCCUCGAUGGAUUGGGGCGAACCGGCGACAUGCGCGAACGGCUACACUCCGAUGCCGCCAAACCCGUCCGGGGACGACUGCCGGUACACGUGCUGUCCUGCGGGUCCAUCUCAUGCGCCGACGACGGCCGUCCCCACGAUCAGUGUCGCGCCCACGAUCGACGUGUGUUCGACGGUCGGCGAAUUCGACUACGAGGGCCGCACGCUCUACUGCGUCGAGGCCGAGGGCGAGCUCCACAACGUCCUGCGCGUCGAGGACGGCCACAGUACGUGCCGCCACACGGACGAGAACAGCUGCCCCGCCGGCUUCGACAUCUGGGUGCCGCGCAGCUACGCGCACGCGCUCGCCGUCCUCGAGGCGACGGGCGGGCAAGACCUCCAGCAUCACCACUUCCUCGUCGGCAUUUACCGCGACGAGGACGGCUGCGGCUCGUGCGGCGACUACCCGAUGAACAGCGACGCCAUGGCCACGUACAGCGGCGUCGGCUGGCGGGGCGUCGCAAGAGGCGAUUGGUUCAUGCGGUCGUCGGCCUAUCACGAGCCAAACGGCGACUACGAAGCCGGCUGCUGGCUUGGUACGUACGGCUGGUCGACCGAAGGCUUCGAGUUCCACGACAACUAUUGCCAUCAGUGCUUCUCGACGUACCUAUGCUCGACGAAUACCGCAAAGGCCGCGCCCAGUCCCGCGCCGACCAUCACGGCGGCGCCGACGGUCACCGCCAUACCCACGGCGGCCGAGCACUGGCGGACCGGCCCCGCGGGCGCCUGCGACGCAGAUGACGAACAUUGGCUCGGUUACAUGCCCUCGCGCGAGGCGUGCAUCGAGGCCUGCGACGCGGCGGGCUACGACGCCAUGGCCUGGGACACGAACGAGAAGAAUUGCGUUUGUUUCAUGCAGGACCAGUGCGAGUGCGUCUACACAGACGAGUGCUGGUGCGAAGGCAAGGACGGGUUCGAGCCCUGGAUGAUGUCCGAGAGCGAGUGCGCCGCGCACGGAUGCGAUUACUACUCGGAAUGGAGCUACUGCAGUUGCGAAGACCCCGACUCGUGCGCGUCCGCCGGAGGAGAGCCGAAUUGCCAGUCCUUCGCACCGAUGGCGUUCAAGGGCAACUUCAUGGUAGAAAUGUGCAUCGACUGCAGCGACGUCACGGUGGCGGACGACCUCGGCUGGGCGCCGGACGGAACCACUUACCACAGCGAUCACUCGAUGGGCUGGUGCUACAGUGAUCUUGAUGAGCUCAUUGGCUGCACGGCGUCGCCGGGCGAGUGCUGGACGAUCUGUGAGGACGCGCACGGCGACGACCUCGUGGCCAUCGACUGGGAGGACGGCGAGUGCUACUGCCGGGACGACUGCCUGUGCAUGGCGGAAGCCGGCCAAGAAGAAACCUACCUGAUCACGCGCGAAGGGACGGCGUUACCCCAGGAGUGCGAAGGCGACGAGGACGAGGACGCGGACGAAGACGAGGAUGGCUGCACCCCGGGCUGGCACUCCAUGAAGUGCCUCGACGACGGGACGGUGAUGCGCGGCGAGGGCUGCGCCUCGUGCGGCGACUGCGCGAUGUACGACUUCACGGCGGCCACUGGCGGCCGAGCCACCUGCGAGCUACACGGCCCCGAUGGUUCGUACUCGUACUCGUACUCGCACAGCUACUCUUACAGCUACGGCCAGGGCGUCACGGCGACCUACUACUACGACGGCGUCGAGCAGGUGGUGGAGGAAUGCGGGUACGAAGACUGCCUUAUUGCCUAUUAUCCCUUCGUCGACGGGACGACGCAGGACGCCCAUAACAGCUGGAAUGGCAUGCCCGAGACCAUGGCCACGACCGAGGGCCGAGACGGUGGUACGGCAAUAACGCUGGCCGGCAUGCGCUGGGAGUCUGUCUGGCUUCCCUGGGAGGUGGUGCGAGACCUCGACGGCGACGCCGAUCGAACCGUCUGUCUCUGGGCGCGCAUCGACUUGUGGAACGGCGGCUACCUGUUCCACUACGGCGGCUCGUCCGACCCCGGGUCGUACGCGCCGACGCUCCAAGAUACCUACGAUCCGACGUACGCGCCGACGCUCCAAGAUACCUACGAUCCGACGUCCGCGCCGACCGCGGCACCGAGCCCGUUCACACGGGUUCCCACGACCGCGCCGCCGAGUUACGUACCGUCGAGCGCCCCAAGCGCUACGCCGACAGUGCCCAGGCCGUCUUAUCGGCCGACGACGGAGCGGACGUUCGAGCCCACGAGCGAGCCUACUUCGGGGCCCACGGCCGAGCCGACGACGGAGACCGACGCGCCUUCCUCGGUGCCGACCGGCGCGCCGACGUCCUGGACGCCGGCGCCGUUCGCAGCGCCGCCGGACGAUGAUGAGAUUCGGCGGCGGCGGCUCACGCACGACGAACUCUCGGCGUCCUUUGGCCUGCGCGUCGGCACCGAGGAAGGCGACCUAGUGAUCAUCGCCGACAGCACGCAGGCGGCAGUGAGCCUCGGCCGCCACAUCGACUGGCGAGACUUUCAUCACUUUUGUCUCACGUACGACGGCCCGAGCCGCGGCGGCAACUCGGCGCUGGCCUUGUACUUCGACGGCGAGCGCAGCUGGCAGGAGACUAUAGGCCUCGACACGAAGAUAGAGGAGGGGCGCUGGAUGUCGCUCGGCAUGGACCAGAUGAUGAGCUAUCCCCUGACCGCCGCGCUGGACGAGGUCUACAUCUACGCCCGCGCCCUCGACGCGUCGGCCGUCGCCGUGCUCUACGGCAGCGUGAGCGCGGCGCCGACCGUCACGCCGGUGCCUACGACGACCGAGCACUGGCGGACCGGUCCCGUGGGCGCCUGCGACGCAGAUGACGAACAUUGGCUCGGUUACAUGCCCUCGCGCGAGGCGUGCAUCGAGGCCUGCGACAUGCAUGGCUACGACGCCAUGGCCUGGGACACGAACGAGAAGAAUUGCAUAUGUUUCAUGCAGGACCAGUGCGAGUGCGUCUACACAGACGAGUGCUGGUGCGAAGGCAAGGACGGGUUCGAGCCCUGGAUGAUGUCCGAGAGCGAGUGCGCCACGCACGGAUGCGAGUACGAGGUUGAGGAUUAUUGGAGCUGGUGCGAGUGCGAAGACCCCGACUCGUGCGCGUCCGCCGGGGGAGAGCCACAAUGCCGUUCCUUCGGACCGAUGGCGUUCAAGGGCAACUUCACGGUAGAAAUGUGCCCUGACUGCAGCAACGUCACGGUGGCGGACGACCUCAACUGGGCGCCGGACGGAUCCAUGGCUCAUGGUCACUCGAUGGGCUAUUGCGACAGCGAUCUGGAUAGGCGCAUUGGCUGCACGGCGUCGCCGGGCGAGUGCUGGACGAUGUGUGAGGACGCGUACGGCGAUGGUUUGGUGGCCAUCGACUGGGGGGACGGCGAUUGCUACUGUCAGAACGACUGCCCGUGCAUGGAUGACGUCGGCAACGAAGAAAGCUACCUGAUCACGCGCGACUCGUUCGCCGCGCUGCCGCAGGAGUGCGAAGGCGACGAGGACGAGGACGCGGACGAGGACGAGGACGGGGACGAAGAUGAGGAUGGCUGCACCCCGGGCUGGCACUCCAUGAAGUGCCUCGACGACGGGACGGUGAUGCGCGGCGAGGGCUGCGCCUCGUGCGGCGACUGCGCGAUGUACGACUACACGGCGGCCACUGGCGGCCUGAUCACUUGCAAGCUGCACGGCCCCGAGGGUUCGUACUCGUACUCGUACUCUUAUAGCUACCAGGGCGGCAUGGCGACCUACCUCUACGAUAGUGCCACCGUCGGGAGCAGACAACUGGUCCUGCCUUUUAACCCACAUGGCGCCGAGCUCCGGUUCCGAGCUCAAGACCUGAAUGAUGGAAUGACUACUAACGGUUGGUCGUUAUACGACGGCGACAACGUCGUGGCGUGGCUCACGCUUGGCGACAGCGAUCAACACACGACGCACGUGUGCCUCAAUAGCGUGGUCUCUGACAAUAUGGAUGCAGGCUACCCAUGCCUGGAACUUCUGGGACCGGACACGCACGCGCGGCUCGCACCGACCGACUGGGUGACGGUCGUGUUCUCGGCGUCGACCGACGCGCCGGCGGUGUCGAUCUACAUCAACGGAGUCGUCGCGGCGACGUCGAGCCAGACCGGAAGCACGUAUCAUGCCGAGAGUGGCAACUCCCUCGACGCGCCGCUCCAACUGCGAGUCGAGGGAGAGUGGAUACAUGAGCUACAGGUUGACUGGUCUUCAGAGGAGUGCUGGUACGAAGACUGCCUCAUUGCCUAUUAUCCCUUCGUCGACGGGACGACGCAGGACGCCCAUAACAGCUGGAAUGGCAUGCCCGAGACCAUGGCCACGACCGAGGGCCGAGACGGCGGUACGGCAAUAACGCUGGCCGGCAUGCGCUGGGAGUCCGUCUGGCUUCCCUGGGAGGUGGUGCGAGACCUCGACGGCGACGCCGAUCGAACCGUCUGUCUCUGGGCGCGCAUCGACUUGUGGAACGGCGGCUACCUGUUCCACUACGGCGGCUCGUCCGACCCCGGGUCGUACGCGCCGACGCUCCAAGAUACCUACGCGCCGACGUACGCGCCGACGCUCCAAGAUACCUACGAUCCGACGUCCGCGCCGACCGCGGCACCGAGCCCGUUCACACGGGUUCCCACGACCGCGCCGCCGAGUUACGUACCGUCGAGCGCCCCAAGCGCUACGCCGACAGUGACCAGGCCGCCGAGUUACGUACCCUCGAGCGCCCCAAGCGCUACGCCGACAAUGCCCAGGCCGUCGUACCGGCCGACGACCGGCGCGCCGACGUCCUGGACGCCGGCGCCGUUCGCAGCGCCGCCGGACGACGAUGAGAUCCGGCGGCGGCGGCUCACGCACGACGAACUCUCGGCGUCCUUUGGCCUGCGCGUCGGCACCGAGGAAGGCGACCUAGUGAUCAUCGCCGACAGCACGCAGGCGGCAGUGAGCCUCGGCCGCCACAUCGACUGGCGAGACUUUCAUCACUUUUGUCUCACGUACGACGGCCCGAGCCGCGGCGGCAACUCGGCGCUGGCCUUGUACUUCGACGGCGAGCGCAGCUGGCAGGAGACUAUAGGCCUCGACACGAAGAUAGAGGAGGGGCGCUGGAUGUCGCUCGGCAUGGACCAGAUGAUGAGCUAUCCCCUGACCGCCGCGCUGGACGAGGUCUACAUCUACGCCCGCGCCCUCGACGCGUCGGCCGUCGCCGUGCUCUACGGCAGCGUGAGCGCGGCGCCGACCGUCACGCCGGUGCCUACGACGGCCGAGCACUGGCGGACCGGUCCCGUGGGCGCCUGCGAGUCAGAUGACGAACAUUGGCUCGGUUACAUGCCCUCGCGCGAGGCGUGCAUCGAGGCCUGCGACGCGGCGGGCUACGACGCCAUGGCCUGGGACAUGAGCGAGGGGGAAUGCGUUUGUUUCAUGCAGGACCAGUGCGGCUGCGUCUACACAGACGAUUGCUGGUGCGAAGGCAAGGACGGGUUCGAGCCCUGGAUGAUGUCCGAGAGCGAGUGCGCCGCGCACGGAUGCGAGUACGAGGUUGAGGAUGAUUGGAGCGGGUGCGAGUGUGAUGAAGCCAUGUGCGCGUCGGCCGGGGGGCAGUGGCACUGCCAUUCCUUCGGACCGAUGGCGUUCAAGGGCAAUUUCACGGUAGAAAUGUGCCCUGACUGCAGCAACGUCACCAUGGCGGACGACCUCGGCUGGGCACCCGACGGAUCGAUUCCGCAUGGUUCGUCGAUGGGCUGGUGCUACAGCGAGCUGGAUAAGCUCAUUGGCUGCACGGCGUCGCCGGGCGACUGCUGGGCGAUGUGCGAGGACGAUCCCUACAUCGACGACCUCGUGGCCAUCGACUGGAACGAGGAUGGCGAGUGCUAUUGUCAGAACGACUGCCUGUGCAUGGCGGAAGUUGGUGACGAAGAAAGCUACCUGAUCACGCGCGACUCGUUCGCCGCGCUGCCGCAGGAGUGCGAAGGCGACGAGGACGAGGACGCGGACGAAGACGAGGACCACUGCACCCCGGGCUGGCACUCCGUGAAGUGCCUCGACGACGGGACGGUGAUGCGUGGCGAGGGCUGCACCUCGUGCGGCGACUGCGCGAUGUACGACUACACUACGGCCACUGGCGGCCGAGCCACCUGCGAGCUGCACGGCCCCGAUGGUUCGUACUCGUACUCGCACUCGCACAGCUUCUCGUACAGCUACGGCCAGGGCGUCAUGGCGACCUACUACUACGACGGCGCCGAGCAGGCGGUGGAGGAGUGCUGGUACGACGACUGCUCGGAGGACGAGGACGAGGACUGGAGGUGGGCGAACGGCUGUCGCCAGGACUACUGCACGUCCAUGGGCGACGACUGCUACGCCUCGAUGGACUGGGGCGAGCCGGCGACCUGCUCAAACGGCUACUUUCCGUCGCCGCCGAACCCGCCUGAGCAUGACUCCGAGUACACGUGCUGCCCGAGCGCGACCAGUUAUCGCUCCGGUUCGUGCGGGGACCACGCCUGGGGCGCCGAUCGCGACGGAUACUCCAAGUGCGCCUCGGUGGGUAGAGAACCCUAUCCCGAGGGCGACGCCGCCCUCCACGCAAUGGGCGACGACGCGGAGACGUGCUGCCCGGGCGGGAUGUAUCCCAGUCCCGCGCCGACGAUCACAGCGGCGCCGACGGUCACCGCCAUACCCACGGCGGCCGAGCACUGGCGGACCGGCCCCGCGGGCGCCUGCGACGCAGAUGACGAACAUUGGCUCGGUUACAUGCCCUCGCGCGAGGCGUGCAUCGAGGCCUGCGACGCGGCGGGCUACGACGCCAUGGCCUGGGACACGAACGAGAAGAAUUGCGUUUGCUUCAUGCAGGACCAGUGCGAGUGCGUCUACACAGACGAGUGCUGGUGCGAAGGCAAGGACGGGUUCGAGCCCUGGAUGAUGUCCGAGAGCGAGUGCGCCGCGCACGGAUGCGAAUACGAGGUUGAGGAUUAUUGGAGCUGGUGCGAGUGCGAAGACCCCGACUCGUGCGCGUCCGCCGGGGGAGAGCCACAAUGCCAUUCCUUCGCACCGAUGGCGUUCAAGGGCAAUUUCACGGUAGAAAUGUGCAUCGACUGCAGCAACUUCACGGUGGCGGACGACCUCGGCUGGGCACCCGACGGAUCGAUUCCGCAUGGUUCGUCGAUGGGCUGGUGCUACAGCGAGCUGGAUGAUGACAUUGGCUGCACGGCGUCGCCGGGCGACUGCUGGGCGAUGUGCGAGGACGCGUACGGCGACGAUCUUGUGGCCAUCGACUGGGGGGACGGCGAGUGCUAUUGUCAGAACGACUGCCAGUGCAUGGAGGACGUCGGCGACGACGAAAGCUACCUUAUCACGCGCGACUCGUUCGCCGCGCUGCCGCAGGAGUGCGAAGGCGACGAGGACGAGGACGGGGACGACGACGCCCCCGGCGACAACUGCGCGGCGGCGAUGGCCUGUUCCGCGUGCGGCGAUGGCUGCGCUUGGUGCGCUGCGGAUCUGAUCUGUGCCGCUGCCGACAACAUUCCAACGAAAAGCGACCUUUGGGACCAGGGACACACCGCAGUGACCUGUGACGUCGAUGAUUACGUAACGACGUGUCCGCCGCGCGACGACCCCGUGCCGGACCCGUAUUACGAGGCCCAGUGGUACCUCGGAGCAAUCCGCGCGCCCGAGGCAUGGGCCGCGGGCUACACGGGUACCGGGGUCCAGAUCCUCAUCAACGACGAAGGCGUCGACAACACGCACCCGGACCUGGCGAAGCUCGACGUGGCCAACUCGUGUGACGUCUACAAGCCCUCCGGCGGGGACGCGCACGGGACGGUCUGCGCGUCGCUGGCGGCCGGCGACUCGAACUCGCAUUGUGGAGUAGGUGCGGCGCCAAAUGCGGGCCUGGCGUCGUGCGUCCUCUUUUCGAGCUCGGGCGGUCCAGUCGCGUCCCAGGCCUACGGCGAGGACUACCUCGCCUGGGCCUCCGACGCCAACGACAUCUCGUCGAACAGCUGGGGCAUCGACCAUUGCUGGCGCACCGCCUACUCGGCGGACUGCCCGUUCGCGUGCCCCGCGGCGAACGAGUACUGCCCGUGCGCCACGUGCGCCGCUGACGAAUGGGCGUCGCGGGACCUCUCGGCAUCGUGCGAGCAGGCCGUCGUCACCUACUGCGCCGACUUCUUCGAGGACGACGUGACGCCCUGUCUAGAAUUAGAUCACUACUUCGUCCAGUGCGGCUACGGCCAGCUCUCGACCGCGGCGCACGACAAGCUCGUCGAGGGCGCGACGGCGGGCCGCAAGGGUCUAGGUAUGGUCUUUGUGUUCGCCGCGGGCAACGAGUACCAAAUCGGCGACGACGUGAACUACGAAGGUUACCUGAAUUCCCGAUUCACCAUUUCGGUGGGCGCGCUCGGCCGUGACCUCAAGCACGCGCGAUACUCGUCGAGCGGCGCGCCCGUCUUCAUCAGCGCGCCCGGCGGCGACUGGGAGAACUACCACGGGCUGUUCGCCGCGCUGCCGCUCGCCCACGGCGCCGUCGACAACUGCGGCGACGCCGGAGUCGGCACGUCGUACGCGUGUCCGCUGGUCUCCGGCGUCGUCGCGCUGGUGCUGGAGGCGAACCCUAGCCUAUCUUGGCGCGACGUCCAGGGGGUCCUGGCCGCGACCGCGCGGAUUGACUUCAACGACGAGGACGACGAGACCGGCCAGUGGACCACGAACGUGGCGGGCGUCAAGCACAGCUACAAGUACGGCUUUGGGCUCGUCGACGCGCUUGCCGCCGUCGAGCGCGCGGCGACCUGGGCGACGUGGGGCGCCGAGAGGAGCGUGAUCAACGCGACGACGAGCGGCGAGGCGUUGCUCGAUUACGACGGCGCCGAGCACUGGGUCGAGUCGACGGCCGCGGAGUUUUCCGGCGCGGUGGACUUCGUGAUCGAAACGAUCGCGGUCUACGUGACUAUAGAACACCCGCGCCGCGGCGACCUGAGGAUCGAGCUCGAGCGGAACGGCGUUUCGUCGUUACUCACGGACGACAAGCUCGAGCACGGCACGAGCUAUACGCAUCACAAGUACACGACAUUGCGCCACUGGGGCGAAUCCGCAGACGCCGGGGCGUUCACGCUCCGCGUAGCGGAUCGACGGUCGGGCGAUGGCGGACGACGACGACUCGACGGGCAGGACUCGUACUCGUACUCGUACUCGUACUCGGACCAUUCCCACGAGACGAGUCCAGCGGGCAUUUUGGUGUCGUGGACGCUCCAGCUCUACGGCCACGCCACCCCGACGGACGCG